Messenger RNA from Diachasmimorpha longicaudata, 1506 nucleotides. RefSeq lists its product as uncharacterized. Gene Ontology annotation, cellular component: secretory granule. The record is from RefSeq and is a predicted model, not a curated record. NCBI's taxonomy places the organism in Eukaryota, Metazoa, Arthropoda, Insecta, Hymenoptera, Braconidae. The transcript has 4 exons. Bases 262 to 879 code for a protein of 205 amino acids.
CCGGUGGACCAUAAUAAUCGUACAUUGUAGAUCGUACUCCCCUCGCGUAACAAUAAUGAACCGCCGUCAGUUUCGUAGAGGUUUCCUGAAACGUGUAAACAAUUAAAUGAAUUUAAACAAAUAGAUCAGUCAUCAUGGUUUGACGUCGUGUGUUGGCUGGGGGGGUAUCAGCCUGCGGUGCAGUGUCCGUCCACGUCGAAUGUUUGUGGAUAACUUAGGUUAGGUCAUUCAAUUUAAUCGGAAUUGAUGUAAAUUGGAAUAAUGGCACUGGAAUUUAUGGUGAAUCGGGUGAAGGCACUGGUGGUGCUGCUUCUGGGGGUCUUGAGACGUGCCUUAUGCUGUCUCAGAAGGAGGAGGAGAUCAUCCUGUGAUUCCAUACCACUCGCAGGAGUCGGAGUCGUGCCUAAUUCGAGCAGUGGUCGAGUGGAACAGGAGCAUUGGGAUCAAUGGGACGAGAAUCCAGUAGUGAUCGUCCCUGACAAACCUGUCAAUCAGAUCCAGAGCAAAAUUGACCAGUACAGGCAACAGAUUGCGAAACCUGAAGUAGUGGAGGAACCACAAAUCAAUUUCUUUGAGGAUAUGGCACCAAGAAUAACAAAGCAGAAGAAGGUCCUCAUUAGAACUAAGUCAGAGGAGUCUGGAGCUAAUCUCUCCAAGUUUGCUAUUGCAGCUGAGAGAAUUCCAACGAAUAAUCUCGAAGUGUGGGACGAUAACGCGGCGACGUGGGAGGACGAGACUGCGGAGGAAUUUGGUGAUCCGACUGAGGAGCUCAGGCGACAGAAGCGUCGGGAGCGUGAAAAAAAAUUGUACGAGCAGCAACAAAGGCGUAUGGAAUACAACUUCAAACCACCACCACUGGGGGAAAAAAUAAUCUCCUGAUCCUGAUCGUCAAUUCCCGGCAGUCGUGAACGGGCCAAAAUCGAUAUUUUUGAAUUUUUUUAAGUCUAGCUCAUUGAGUUUGUGAUAAAAUUAAAUCGUUUUUUCUGUGAAAAAUUCCCUUCCCUUCUUCCUCUUUGGGACGAGAAUCAAUUGCGAGAGUACAUAAUGUCAAAUGGGCUCAUUAUGCUCCGCAAAAAAAAUUUUAUUCUGGGCGAGCCCCAUUUUUCGUGCAAUAAUUAAAGAAUUUUCCCAUAAACUCCAUCCGGGCAUUUUCCAUUGCUUUCCCUGUGUUAUUCUCCCAAUGAAUUCGCAUUUCAAAUCACUCAAUUAGCCUCAAGACUUAUCCUCAUGAUUUUUGUGCACUGUGUGACCAAUUCGUGAUAACAAUAUCCUGAAAGUCAUUAAAUGCAUUCCACCUCGAUGAUUUCAUCAUUGCAUUUGUUUCCCUGUUUUAUCGUCCACAAUUGUGUUGAUUUUUUGUUCUAGAGUAAAUGCGUUAUAAAUACAAAUAUCAAAAAUGUUUUUGAUGAAAUGCGAUUCUAUUGAUAAAAAAAAAUAUUGUACAGAGAAUGUGAGUUUUUAAAAAUUUUUUCCUGCAACAAAAAUAGAUCAGAAUAUUUACUAAUA